This is a messenger RNA of Ectocarpus sp. CCAP 1310/34, 1552 nucleotides long. Lineage: Eukaryota; Phaeophyceae; Ectocarpales; Ectocarpaceae. The record is from the annotation of a GenBank genome assembly.
CCCCCGCGAUUCCCACUCUACAGGGGGGUGUCUACCACUGUUGCCAUUCUGAGCUCCCCGUCCUUCUGUGUGGGGUGGCUCUGGAUAUCCCGAAAUGCGCAUUUCCACCAAAAAGGCAGCACUUGCAGGCGCAGCGGCCGUCUUCUUGCAUCACUCACAAUGUGUGGGGUACACAUCAUUCAUGCGGCCGUUGCACCCCCGCCAUUGUAGCGCAAUCACUAGGGCAAUGCCCUACCGACGCAGCGACCGAAAUCAUGUGCUGAAGCUUGCUGCUGGAGGAGGCCCGCCCCGUGCUGUCGGAGAGUCGACUCCUUUGUCUCGGGCGCGAGACGUGUUGUUUGAGCCGGCCUUUCGAAGUUUACUCCCGCCAAUGGCCGCGGCAGGCGCGCUGCUCGGCCCCAACCUCGACAACUACCACAGCGCCUUCGGAGUGUUGGCGUACAAGCACCCCAUCGAGCUGAACGUUGCCGGACGCUUGAUCGUUACUACGGACUGGUGGGUGCCGCCUCUGUUCGCCGUUGCUGGAGCUGGGAUCGGGGCGCUCUAUAUACUUUUGGACGCGGCCUUGGAGACUCCGCAGGCGCAGCGGGAGCCGGUGUGGCGAGACGUUCUCCUGUCCAUUUCUUUGUUCAGCUUCCAGUACUACCUGAGCGGACUGUUGACAGCCGUGGGGUGUCCGUACUGGGUGUUGGUGGGGUUGUUGGCGGUCAUCGCCGAGCGUGUUUUUGAUGUCUUCGACGCCACACGAGCGGGGCUGUGGGUCUCCCUGGCUACGGCGACGCUGGGUCCGUUAAUCGAGAUUUUCCUGGUGAACGCAACGGAUCUGUACGUGUACAACGGAGCCGACUUUUUCGGGGUGGACAGCUGGAUUCCGAUCGUCUACUUCUGCGGGGGUCCCGCCGUGGGAAACUUGGCCAGGACAAUAUACGCAAAACUCCUCGCGGUGGAAAGAAAGGAGGGGCGCAACCUGAGGUAGCUUGUUCUUAGGGCCAAACCUACUUGAAUAAGAAACCGAGUUUAUAGACGUUGUCGGGCUGGGCCUUCGGUGUUACCAAAGCGGUUAGGUGGCAUGGUUUCCAUCCGGCAAAACACAGAGAAACGUUCUUCUUGCAUGGCCAGUUUUGUGUUGGUGCGACGCUCCAUGUUCCUCCAUAGAGCUCGUUCUGCACGCGCUACAAUUGUGUCCCAGAGAGAGUACUUCAGUGGCCCGAAUCAAGCCCUUUUCUGGCCCGCCCUCCUCUGUGCUUGAAACUUCAAGAUUUCGUUUUUGGUUGGCGAAGAGAAACAAAGAAUGAACGGUUCGCAUGAAGCUGUCGAAACAUGGGUAGGUCCUCCCGAAUUUGUCUGAAGAGCAAAAAAUCGAGAAUGGAAGACGGAGAUUUGGUGAGAGCGGCAUGUUCUUUGCACUUGAAACGAGUCGAUGGGAGGACGCCGAAAAACAAGUGGCAGCAUUAAGAUGCCUAGAAGUCGUGUUAUGAACGCGGUCUUGAAUGCCGGAAGGUAGACAUAGUCGUGGACCCUAAAAAGCGCCGGUACGUGCCAGGCCACUCCA